GCCGCAACUCCGCCCUCCGAGCCGGGAAGCCCGCCCAGGCCCAGCCGACAGGCCUCGCAGGCCGCUCCUCCUCCUCCUCGGCGUUUCGCAAGCCUCGGGGCGGCCAGAAGGUCGGCGGGGGGCGUCCGGUCGCCAUGGCGGGGCCUGCAGCCGCCGGUACAGUUGUUAGGUGUUUGGACAAACAUAUAUUUUCUGUUCUGCGGAUCACCAGAGGAACAAGUUGGCCAAUCAGCAGAAGGCUGUGCAGUAAACCUCAAGAAGGAGAUGCUCCAAAGACAAGCGGUGGGCCUUCGGGCGCCUCCUUCAAAUUGCCGGGUCACAAGCCUUCCAACUGGGACAGGAAGUUUUUGGUCUGGACCGGCCGUUUUAAGAAAGAAGAAGACAUCCCUGAAACGAUGUCGUUCGAAGUGAUCGACGCCGCGAGGAACAAGAUGCGAGUGAGGAUGGCCUACUUGAUGAUUGGGUUGACCAUUGUAGGCUGCGUGGUCAUGGUGAUUUCGGGAAAACAGGCUGUCAAAAGACACGAAUCCUUGACGAGCCAGAACUUGGAGAAAAAAGCUCGCUGGAGAGAGGAGGCCGAGAGCGCCCCGGCCAAGCCCUGACCAAGAAUGCUGGGGCAUAAGGUGUUGUUUCCCCUGCUUCAGAAUCAGAAAAUAAAUUAUUUUGUAAUAUCCCUGAAGUUCCAUUCCUUCUCGAUGAGGACUUUAUGGUUUGGUUGUGUUAAGCACCUGUUAAUAAAGGCAGCGGACUUUGUGCUCAAGCAUUAAAUCCA
This is a messenger RNA of Sphaerodactylus townsendi, 772 nucleotides long. RefSeq names its product protein FAM162A-like. Gene Ontology annotation, cellular component: mitochondrion. The record is from RefSeq and is a predicted model, not a curated record. NCBI's taxonomy places the organism in Eukaryota, Metazoa, Chordata, Lepidosauria, Squamata, Sphaerodactylidae. Gene Ontology annotation, biological process: positive regulation of release of cytochrome c from mitochondria; neuron apoptotic process; cellular response to hypoxia. Bases 135 to 602 code for a protein of 155 amino acids. The transcript has 5 exons.